AUGGCCGCUCAUCUUACCCUCCUCUUCAUAACAUCCAGUCUCCUCCCACUUCUCACUUCAUCUCAACCCACCGGAAAAAUAACCCUUGGAGCCUCUAUCUGCGCAAACGACACCUCCCCACCAUGGCUUUCCCCUUCGAAAGAGUUCGCCUUCGGCUUCCAACCCCUUUCCAAAAACAACAACAACUCUUCCUAUGUCCUCUCCAUAUGGUUCGAUAAAAUCCCUCCAAAAACCAUAGUCUGGUUCGACCGUUACACCGCGCCACUUGGCGCCACCCUAACCCUCGAGGCCAAAAACGGCCUCGUCCUCCGUGACUCUCGGGGCAACCCUCUCCACACCUACACCGAGAAUCUCGCCGGCCAAGUGGCUUACGGCGCCAUAACCGACUCCGGCAACCUCAUCCUCUCCGGCAACGCCGCCACUCAUUAUUGGGAGAGUUUCAAAAACCCGGCCGACACGAUCCUUCCCGGCCAGACGAUCGAGUCCGGCGGAUCGACACUCGUCUCUCGAAAAUCCCCAACCGAACUCUCGUACGGGAGAUUCUACACCGGAAUCAACGCCGACGGGAAGUUCGCCCUGACCACGAAAACCCUCCCGACGAACCUAAACGUCGACGCCGAGUACUACACCGCCGGGCCGGGCUCGAGCGAACGAGUCGCAUUCGCCGCGAAUCCUCCCGAGAUUACAAUCGGGAGCACCGUGAUUCUCCGCUCGAGCCUUCCCGCCGCGGAUUACUAUUUCCGGGCAACCAUCGAUUUCGACGGCGUCUUUUCGCUCUACCAAUAUCCGAAAAAGUUCGACGGAAAUUCGAAGUGGGAAAUUUCCUCCGGUGGAACCUUGCCGGAAAACGUGUGCCUCGCCAUCACCGGAGACAAGGGAAGCGGGGCUUGCGGGUACAACAAUGUGUGUAGCCUUAAAGACGGGAGGCCCGCGUGCCGGUGCCCGGACGGGUUCGUGCUGGUUGACCAGGAAAACGAGUACGGGGACUGUAGGGCGAAUUUCAGUGGGGACUGCCUUGGCCAGGCUGGGUUGGAUGAGUAUCGGUUGGUAACGAUUAAGGAUGUGGAUUGGCCGUUGAACGACUACGUGCAGAUGAACCGGAGCACGCUUGAAGAGUGUCGUGACGGUUGUUUGAAGGAUUAUUUGUGUGGGGCCGCCAUUUUCAGGAGCAACAGCUGCUGGAGAAAGAGGCUGCCUUUGUCUAAUGGGAGGGUUGAUACAAGUUUGGGAGCUGUGGCCUUUCUCAAGGUCAGGAAGUGA
Molecule: messenger RNA, 1260 nt
Organism: Striga asiatica
Lineage: Eukaryota; Viridiplantae; Streptophyta; Magnoliopsida; Lamiales; Orobanchaceae
Source: the annotation of a GenBank genome assembly